AAUUAAAGUAUUUUUAGCUGAGUAAAAAAUGAUACAUUUUUUUAGCUAAUGUAUAAAAAUUGAAGUUUUGAGAAUGCAUUGACAAUAGGGGAGUGUUUAGAAACCGGUGUCGUGAAAAAGCAGAAUUACAAGCAUGUGUGUCUGGCACUGGUUGACCUACCCAAUUAAGAUAAUUAGUAGCAGCUGUUCCACGGUUGCCCCUAAUAUAUUUGUGCAGCUUGUUCGAUCUGCUAUAUAUGUUACACAGUUCGAACAGUGUGUGGUAGCUGCUGUUAGGAAAGUCUACAAAGCAAUGACAUAUAGCGAGGCAGCAAGUAGAGUUGGACGACAGUCAAACAGUAUGAUCAGUGAAAUAGCAUACACAUUAAAAUUUACAACCUGUGUACUGGGUUCUUGUUGUUUAAAUACGUGAAUAUUAAAAUAAUGCGAGCACAUUUUGAACGUUGUGGUAAUAUUUUGGCAGCAAGGCUAUAUAGAGCAGUUAGCACUGACACGAACUUAAUUACAAGCGCCCAAAUAAUACGCAUGGAGUGUGUCAUGUCAAAAUCAGUACCGAAAGUCGUCAUAUACUACGUUAGUUAAUGUCACGUUUAAGCGUCCCAAAUUUUCGAUUAAGUUAAGCUAUAUACUUAGAAAUGUGCUGACAGCGUGGAAUAGAUACGACAAUUUAAGAAGAUAAAAUGAGGACACACAAUGUUUGUACUGAAGAUAUUUCAUUUACAGAGGAAAUCAUAAUGUUUGAACAAGAAUGCGUACACCGUCACAACCAACUAAGAAAACAGCAUGGUGUAAAACCAUUAAGAACUAAUCAAGAACUACGCAAUUUGGGGCAAAAAAUUGCGGAACAAGCAUCGGCAAAGGGAAAACAUGUGCAGCUAGACGACGAUCGAUACAGCUACAACACAUGUCAUGUUAUUUCUCGAAAAAUGAACGGCGCCAGCAUUGCGGACAUGUGGUACUCCGAAAUUACGUAUUAUAAUUUUAACAAGCCGCGACUAGAUGACAUCAACGGGCGUUUUGUUCGUAUGAUCUGGCGAACUGCUUCACAGAUUGGCGUCGGCGUGUCACGUGACGCAGCAGAUAAUGUCUUUGUCGUGGUGGUUUACAAUAAGCCGUGUUAUGAAUCGACCGACGAAUCUAAUUUGAAAGAAAACGUAUCGAAACCGAUAUGAAGUCAUCUCCCGGUCGGUUUCGCUUCCCCGCACUUUCACUGUAACGUCAUUUUAAUCAAUUCAGUUAUGCUGUGACGUCAUUUUUGUUUAAAACACUGUGACGUAAACUCAGUUUAUUCCGUUUUAUAAUUGACACAAAUACCAUGAAAGUAUAACAGCUAUACUCUGAACAGGCAUAGAGAAAACUAUCUAAUGCAUUUAAGUUACUUUUAAAACCACCAGCACAUGAUUGUAAUGGCAAAUCAGGGUUGUACAUUUAUAAGUUAUCAGCGCCAAAACGACUUAUAUCCCGCCAAAUACAUAUAUUCACGAACA
Molecule: messenger RNA, 1487 nt
Organism: Ciona intestinalis (vase tunicate)
Lineage: Eukaryota; Metazoa; Chordata; Ascidiacea; Phlebobranchia; Cionidae
Source: RefSeq, a predicted model, not a curated record